Molecule: messenger RNA, 2976 nt
Organism: Meira miltonrushii
Lineage: Eukaryota; Fungi; Basidiomycota; Exobasidiomycetes; Exobasidiales; Brachybasidiaceae
Product: putative MCM6-involved in replication
Exons: 1
Coding region: 1-2976 (991 amino acids)
Biological process (GO): double-strand break repair via break-induced replication; mitotic DNA replication; DNA replication initiation
Cellular component (GO): nucleus; MCM complex
Molecular function (GO): single-stranded 3'-5' DNA helicase activity; single-stranded DNA binding; ATP binding
Source: RefSeq, a predicted model, not a curated record
AUGGACGCUCGUUCCUCUUCAGCGGCAAUGCCGUCCUCUCCUCUCGGUCGUAAUGAAGGUGCAACAAGAGCAUAUCUUGAUCCUUUGGCUUUUGGCACAGAAGCAAGAAAUGGUCAAAGUGUUGCACCUGCUGCAUUCUCUUCGCAAAGUGAUGAUACACUUUUCGGUCAAAGACAAACAAAUUCACAAGAUCAAUUCUCCUCUUCGUUUCAACAACAAUCAGGCGGAAUCGCAAACGGCUCAGCAAUGGAUCCUUCUGCCUUGCCCGACAAGAGUAUCGCUUCUUCACGCAAGAGUAGACCUCGUGCUCGUUUGAAUGAUGCUGAUGUUGAACCUGUCAUCGAUUCAACAUCCGAACAAGUUCGUGAAAGCUUCCGUCAAUUCCUGGAAUCAUUUCGUGAAGAACACUCUUCUGGUUCACCUGACCCGGAUGGUGAUGGAAAUGGCGUAGAGCCACUUUACGUUGAACAAAUCAGAGCUUUACGUGGUCAAGAACGUACAACAGUUUACGUUGAUUUCACCCACGUCUUGCGAUUUGAUGAAAUUUUGGCAGGUGCCAUCAAUGAGCAAUACAUUCGUUUCUUGCCCUACCUUCGUCGAGCGUUGGUGGAUUUGGUGGCCCAAUAUACACCUGAAUAUCAAUACAUCAAUGCACACUCUGCCUCUACAACUUCAUCUGGCUUGACGCCAAGAGACUUUAACAUUUCCUUCUACAAUAUGGCUUUGAUCGGAGGCAUUCGUGAUCUACGUACACACAAAAUCGGUCGCUUGGUUUCCAUUAGUGGUACAGUUACCCGUACAUCAGAAGUUCGACCUGAAUUAUUGUACGGAACAUUUACGUGCAAUUACUGCAAAACGAGUAUUCGCGAUGUAGAACAACAAUUCAAAUAUACAGAGCCAAUCAUGUGUCCAAACGCACAAUGUCAAAACACACGAUCAUGGCAAUUGAAUAUCGAACAAAGUAGAUUUGCUGAUUGGCAAAAAGUACGUAUUCAAGAAAAUGCAAACGAAAUUCCAACCGGAAGCAUGCCACGUAGUUUGGAUGUUAUUUUACGCUCAGAAAUUGUUGAAAGAGCAAAAGCUGGAGAUAAAUGCAUCUUUACAGGAUCGUUUAUUGUUGUACCAGAUGUUUCGCAAAUGGGUAUGCCCGGUGUGAAUGCACAAAUGCAAAGAGAAUCCGCUGGUGGUCGUGCUGCCGAAGGAUUGAACCAAGGUGUAACUGGAUUACGUCAAUUGGGUGUUCGUGAUCUGACAUACAAGACUGCAUUCCUUGCAUGCAUGGUUCAAAGUACUCGUGAGAAUGAUAUGGCUGAUAGCUUGGAUCGCGAUCCUAUUGCUUACUUGGAAAGUCUUACUUCAGAAGAAAGGGAUGAAUUAGAAGCAAUGGCAGAAAUGCGUGACAUCUAUCCCAGAUUAGUCAGAAGUAUCGCUCCUACAGUCUAUGGUCAUGAUAUCGUUAAGAAAGGUAUUUUACUUCAAUUGAUGGGAGGUGUUCAUAAACAAACACAAGAAGGUAUUCAUUUACGUGGUGAUAUCAACAUUUGCAUCGUUGGUGAUCCAAGUACCAGUAAAUCGCAAUUCCUCAAAUACGUUUGCAAUUUCUUGCCAAGAGCUGUUUACACAUCCGGUAAAGCAUCUUCUGCUGCCGGUUUGACAGCCGCUGUUGUUCGGGAUGAAGAAACAGGAGAGUUGACAAUCGAAGCAGGUGCAUUGAUGUUGGCCGAUAACGGAAUUUGUGCAAUUGAUGAAUUUGACAAGAUGGACAUUAGCGAUCAAGUUGCAAUUCACGAAGCUAUGGAACAACAAACAAUUUCAAUUGCAAAAGCAGGUUUACAGGCCACUUUGAACGCUCGUACUUCAAUUUUGGCAGCUGCAAAUCCUGUAGGAGGAAGAUACAAUCGUAAAUUAACUUUGCGUGCAAAUGUUGCCAUGUCAGCUCCAAUUUUAAGUCGUUUCGAUUUAUUCUUUGUGGUUUUGGAUGAAUGCAAUGAAGUUGUGGAUAUGAAUAUCGCAAAGCAUAUCAUCAACGUUCACAGAUUCAAGGAAGAAGCUAUUGCACCUGAAUUUGACACUCAAUCUUUGCAAAGAUAUCUAGAGUAUGCACGUACUUUUGAGCCAAAGCUUACGCCAGAAGCCAGUGAUGUUUUGGUGGAAAAGUACAGAAUCUUACGUCAAGAUGAUACAGGAGCAGGAGCAAUGGGCGGCAAGAACAGUUACAGAAUCACAGUUCGUCAAUUAGAAAGUUUGAUUCGUUUAUCAGAAGCGAUUGCAAGACUUCAUUGCACAAAUGUUGUUACCGCUCAAUUCGUUCGUGAAGCAUACAAUUUGUUGAAACAAAGUAUCAUUCAUGUCGAAAAGGAUGAUAUUGACUUUGACGAAGAUGAUGAUGAAAUGAACCAAGAUGAACUAAAUGCUAUUGCCGAUCAAGCAGAGUCCAUGCAAAGCGCUCAACGCGAUGAAUCAAUGUUGCCUUCUUCUUCUCAUUAUGGUGAAGCCCAACGCGAUCAAACCGCAGUCACUUCUGGUCAAGUUCCUGCUAAAGUUCGAAUUUCGUAUGAUCGUUACAUGGAAAUACUCAACUUGAUCCUUCUUCGCGUUUCCUCUAUUGAACGUGAAACGCUUGGUGGUCUGGAACGUGAUGCGUUGAUCGAAUGGUACCUUGAACAACGUGAAAAUGAUUUAGAGACAGAAGCACAACUGGAAGAAGAGAGAAGAAUCAUCGAUAAAAUAUUGACACGUUUAGUACGUGAACAAUACCUUGUUGAAUUACGAGGAGAGAAUGCCUUGAUGGAACAAAGAAGACAAAGAGAGCAAAAUGAAGGUGAUGCAGAAGGUGAUGAAUCUAUGCAAACCGUAACAGAAGGUAAUUUGGCAGGCAACAACGAAGAAAGCCAAACCAGCCAAGGUCAACGAUAUAUCAUUUUGCAUCCUCGUAUUGACGUUGAAGCUCUUGCUGAUGGUGCUGUAAUUGAAUAG